Messenger RNA from Parastagonospora nodorum SN15, 813 nucleotides. RefSeq lists its product as hypothetical. The transcript has 2 exons. The record is from RefSeq and is a predicted model, not a curated record. Lineage: Eukaryota; Fungi; Ascomycota; Dothideomycetes; Pleosporales; Phaeosphaeriaceae. Bases 1 to 813 code for a protein of 270 amino acids.
AUGUCACAAAGGCGUGUUUGCGCUGUCAGCAGCGAUUCUCUCAAUCAAUUAAAGACCAAGACCAUUGUGCAGGUCUCCUACGCCGAAAGCACAUUGUCGCAAACUUCGCAUUGCACAAUCACAAUGCCCAAACAACAGAGCGAACAUAUGAACUUUCAGACCCAAGCAAAUCGCAUUAGCAUGGACAGCACCACCCAAGCACAGCCCCUAGAGGCUCAAACCACAGGAGUUCCAGUCGACCACCGCGAUCCGAACCACCCACAUUUUCCUGGUGACUUGGAAGCGCAGCCGUCAGCUCGCCCUUCUUUGAACAGCAAGUCGCGAUGGAUCAUAGGCGGCGUAAUCGUCAUCAUCCUCUCCCUCAUCACAGCUGUCCUCGUCGGCGGCAAAAUUGGUAUGGACAUGGCGACGAGGCCCACCCGACCUGUCUUCACCACGGUACCCAUAGAGCACGAGACUAAGAACAUCACUACGAUAGAGUAUUCAACAUCAGUGAUGCAGCUCUCCAUCACCCCGCAACCGACUACCAUCACCACUACCAGUAUGAGUAUGAUGCCUUCGAUGGCACCACUUCCUACUUCGACACCUACACCGAAACCAAGCCCUAUAUCCGAGGCACCCAAAGAACCAACUUCUACACCUAGACGUGGGAAAGGUGGAGGUAGGCAGUGCUACAUUGUCGGCAACUGGCCGACGAAUGCAGAGUGCGUUAAACGCUGCACGAAACAGGAGCUCGAUCUUAAGGAAGAUCGGACCGCAACAUGCCAGGUAGAUCCAAAAGCAGUAUUUUCUUGUGUAGUAUGUAAGGCAUAA